UUCAGCACAAGACCAGGACCAGGACUUAAUCAGAACUAUAGCAGGACUAAACCAGGACUGAAACAGGACUAAACCAGGACUGAACCAGAACUAAACCAGGACUGAGCCAAGUCUAAACAAGGACUGGAGCAGGACUAGAGUAGGACUAGACUAGGACCAAACUGAGUCUAAACCAGGACUGGAGCAGGACUCGGGGGAACAAUGGGGGCUUUGUUGGAUGUUUGUUCGGAGUUGUGCAGCAGCUGAGAGCUGAGCUCUGAUUGGUCCAUCAUGAGUAAACGGAGGCGGGGCUUCCACAUCACCAGUGUGAUGAUGUCAGAGCCCGUCGACCAAUCAGAAUCCUCCGUUCGCCGCCCGCAGUCCCAAGAUGCACUGGGGCAUCGCUUCAGAGUCGUGCGUCUGGACACAAGAGGGCGACACCAACGAGGCCGCUGGACCUGUGUGGACCUGCCCCCCACGGAAGUGGGGUCGCUGGGGGCGGGACUACGACGGGUCAUGAUGAUUGACAGCAUGAGACACGCCCACUCCCUGGAGUCGCUGGAGCUGAUUGGACGAGAAAGAGAGAAGGGGGCGGGGUUUGUAGUCCUCAGUGGGACUCCACCUCCCACAAUUCACAAGCCCAACCCCGCCCCCAAACCCCGCCCCCUGCAGCUGCUCACAGACGCACAGACUUUGAGGCAGUGUCGCUCUCAGCCGUCGUCUCCUCCUCACAGCCUCCACCUGAGCCACGCCCUCUUCAGCCCCGCCCACAGUUCAUCCUGUGGUUCGUCCAUCGAUAAUAAAAUUGAACAGGCUUUGGACCUGGUGAAGACCCACCUGAGGAUGGCAGUCCGAGACGAGGUCCAAGUCCUGAGAGAGACCAUCAGAGACCUACAAACCCAGAACCAGCUCUUAGAACAAGAAAACCGGAUCCUCAGGACCAUCACCCACACCUACUGACCCAGGACCAGACCAGGACUAGACCAGGACCAGACCAGGACCAUCACCCACACCUACUGACCCAGAACUAGACCAGGACUAGACCAGGACCAGACCAGGACCAUCACCCACACCUACUGACCCAGAACUAGACCAGGACCAGACCAG
Molecule: messenger RNA, 1086 nt
Organism: Boleophthalmus pectinirostris (great blue-spotted mudskipper)
Lineage: Eukaryota; Metazoa; Chordata; Actinopteri; Gobiiformes; Gobiidae
Exons: 6
Coding region: 271-939 (222 amino acids)
Biological process (GO): regulation of transcription by RNA polymerase II
Source: RefSeq, a predicted model, not a curated record